Messenger RNA from Arabidopsis arenosa, 984 nucleotides. NCBI's taxonomy places the organism in Eukaryota, Viridiplantae, Streptophyta, Magnoliopsida, Brassicales, Brassicaceae. The record is from the annotation of a GenBank genome assembly.
GCGAUUUAUUUUUUACAUUUUUGUCUUUUUCCCUGAAAAUUUGAAACUCUUUUCUUCUUCUUCUUCUCCUCCUUGGUUGUUCAAAACGCGCUAAAUUACCAGAAAUCUCAGAUCCAUAAAAUUUUCAAGGAGAGCGAAAAACCUCACAAUGGCGGCAUAUAGAGCCGAUGACGACUACGAUUACCUCUUCAAGGUUGUGUUAAUUGGAGAUUCCGGUGUCGGAAAAUCUAACCUCCUUUCUCGAUUCACGCGAAACGAGUUCAGUCUCGAAUCUAAAUCCACGAUCGGUGUCGAAUUCGCCACUCGUAGCAUCCAUGUCGAUGAUAAGAUCGUCAAAGCCCAGAUUUGGGAUACCGCCGGCCAAGAGAGAUAUCGAGCAAUCACAAGUGCAUACUACAGAGGAGCUGUAGGAGCAUUGCUUGUGUACGAUGUCACAAGACAUGUGACAUUUGAGAACGUUGAAAGAUGGUUAAAGGAGCUUCGAGAUCAUACAGAUUCUAACAUUGUCAUCAUGUUUGUUGGGAACAAAGCCGAUCUCCGUCACCUACGAGCUGUUUCCACUGAAGACGCUAAGGCUUUUGCGGAGAGAGAGAACACUUUCUUCAUGGAGACAUCCGCUCUCGAAUCCAUGAACGUCGAGAAUGCUUUCACUGAAGUGCUUUCUCAGAUUUACCGUGUGGUUAGCCGGAAAGCGUUGGAUAUAGGAGAUGACCCGGCUGCUCUUCCCAAAGGACAGACCAUCAACGUUGGGUCUAAAGACGAUGUCUCUGCCGUUAAAAAGGUUGGUUGCUGCUCAAAUUGAUGGUUCUUUCGACUUUCAAGAAUCGGUCUGUUCAUUUCUUUUUGUUGUUAUAUGUGAAGAUCUUGUUCGUUUAGUUGUAUAAUCACACACCUUAUACCAUAUUGAAUACCACUGCGUUUCCAUUUCAAAUGUAUAUGCCAAACAACAUUUGAGUUGAACCUCAAUAUACUGCGUUUCUAAGC